Messenger RNA from Fusarium venenatum, 2604 nucleotides. RefSeq names its product glycoside hydrolase superfamily. Gene Ontology annotation, molecular function: beta-glucosidase activity. Gene Ontology annotation, biological process: glucan catabolic process. The record is from RefSeq and is a predicted model, not a curated record. Lineage: Eukaryota; Fungi; Ascomycota; Sordariomycetes; Hypocreales; Nectriaceae.
AUGGAGUCCUCUGGGUCUAAGCAUGAGCUGGUUGCAAAACUGACACUUGAAGAAAAGGUGUCAUUGCUUGCUGGAGCUGACAUAUGGCAUACCCAAGAGAUCGCUAGGUUUGGGAUUGGGUCAAUCAAGACAACGGAUGGUCCAUCUGGCGCUCGAGGUAAAUUUGUUGCUGAUGGGGCCAAAGCUGCUUUUGUCCCAGGCCCCGUUUGCCAGGCCGCGACAUGGUCCAAAUCACAUAUGAGAGAUCUAGGUCGUCUGCUCUGCAAAGAGGCAAAGACAAAAUCUGCACAUGUCUUACUGGCUCCUACUAUAUGUUGCGCACGAAACCCAUUGGGCGGUCGCAAUUUCGAGUGCUUCGGCGAAGAUCCUUUCCUCAGCGGUUGUCUUGCGAUUGAGUAUAUACGUGGAGUUCAAGAGACUGGUGAAGUAGCUGCCACCCCCAAACACUUCGUGGCAAAUGAACAGGAAUAUGAAAGAUUCAGCAUCGACGCCAAGAUAUCAGAGAAAGCUCUGCGAGAGAUCUAUCUGCGUCCAUUUGAAAUGGUCGUUCGAGGUCCAUCACCUCCAGAAUGUCUAAUGACAUCCUACAAUUCUGUUAAUGGUUAUCACACAGACAUGAGUCAAACUCUACUUGUCGAUAUUCUUCGAAAAGAAUGGGGCUUCAAAGGUCUAGUUAUGAGCGAUUGGGGCGGCACAAAUUCCACGCUUGAAAGCCUUCUAGUCGGCCUGGAUCUUGAAAUGCCAGGGCCACCAGAAAGACGAGGCAAGACGCUUCUGCAACUUGCGCAAAAAAACUCACCAAACCCGAAUCUUCUUGAAGCGAUAGAUGUAUCUUGUUCUCGCAUUCUAAACUUGGCAGAGAAACACGGUCUUACUGGACUAACGCCCGAAGCUGCGCGUCUCACUAGAGAAUCUUCAGAGACUUCUUCGACGAGCACGGAAGAUAUAAAAUUGAUGCGAGAUAUUGCAGCCAAUGGCAUUGUUUUGUUGAAGAACACAAAUCCCACUCUACCUCUCAGCGCCAAAGAACUGAACGGAAAACAGGUUGCCUUCAUUGGCCCCAAUUCUCUUGUUGGUACACCAGGAGGAGGUGGUUCUGCCAGCAUGAACCCUCAAUAUCUGAGUCAGCCCAUGGUAUCUUUCAAAGCAGCUGCCUGGGAUCUCGGAUUCGAUGUCUCUAUGAAACACGCUUUAGGUGCAAACGGGCGAAAAUGGCUGCCUUUAUUUUCUAAGACACAAUGGUCUGCCGCCAGUCUGGUUGAUGAUGGUAACACUAGUGGAAAGACACUCUUGCGCGUCGAUUAUUUUGCCUCUCAGGAUCUCACGGGGCCAGUUCAAGAAACACAACUACGCAAUGAUUCAACCGUCGAUAUGUCUGACAGCGCACCCUUAGCCUUCCAGGUCGACCCUGUACCACCAUACUCAUAUCGCAUAACUUCUAUUCUCACACCAUCCACAAGUGGACUACACUCUUUCAGUAUCUCUAGUGUUGGCGAUGCGACUCUUCACAUUGAUGACGAGCUUGUUAUUGACAACCGUAGCUGGGCACAGCCUGGAGAGACCUUUUAUGCAUUUGGUAGCGCUGAGGUUAUUGGCAAGAAAACUCUUGAAGCGGGCAAAGAAUACCAAGUUGUGGCAGAGGGAUGGGUACGAAAAGAACCUCGGCCUGACGCAGGCUUCUCAGCGGAAGCCAACCACGUCUUUGCAGCUCAUCCAUCCAUUCGCCUUGGUUACCAGGAACAGCUUCCUGACGAUGAAGCUCUCAUCACUGAAGCUGUUGAUCUGGCGAACGAGAGCGAGGCUGUAGUCGUUGUGUUAGGACUCAGCGAUGAGUGGGAGAGCGAAGGAUAUGAUCGCCAAUCCAUGAAAUUACCAGGGAAACAAGAUGAACUCGUCGAAGCUCUUGUACAAAGAGUCAACCGACCCGAAAAGCUCAUAUUUGUUAACCAAUCCGGUUCACCCGUAGAAUUUCCCUGGAUCGAUGACAUAUCGACUAUGUUGCAAGCGUGGUAUGGUGGUCAAGAAGCUGGUAACGCUCUGGCCGAUGUGCUUCUUGGAACUGUCAACCCUUCUGGCAGGUUGCCUAUAACUUGGCCCAGACGUUACGCUGACCUUCCUUUCGCAUCUGACCCCGAAUCCUGGCCAGGUGUCGAUGGGACUGUUACAUAUAAAGAGGAACAUCGUGUCGGUUACCGUUGGUAUUGUCAGAACCGGCCAGUAUCCCCGCAGUGGUGGUUCGGAUAUGGCCUGAGUUACACGCAAUUCACCUCUAACAUCACAGCAGUCGAUGAUAAGAAAAGCGAGUGGAAGAUCCAAGUCUCGGUCGCAAACACGGGAACCCACUCAGGUGCUGAAGUUGUUCAAGUGUAUUUCUGGCCUUUCCAUCGGGAACAAGACCUGAUGUUAGUUGGUUUCGAGAAAACAGAGAUUCUCGAGCCAGGGCAGAGAGUGCAAGUGGAGGUGCACAUUAAGAAACGUGAUGCAGCACGCUGGUCAGGGAAUAAGUGGCGGCUUAAGUCAAAUAAAUAUGCCUUCGGAAUUGGUAUAGGUGGAGAUGAAUCGACUUGGGCAAUCAGCCAUUCAGAUUUAGCGUGGGAAGUAUAA